This is a messenger RNA of Harpegnathos saltator (Jerdon's jumping ant), 2722 nucleotides long. Its product is annotated as Bardet-Biedl syndrome 9. The transcript is spliced from 12 exons. Gene Ontology annotation, biological process: cilium assembly. Gene Ontology annotation, cellular component: membrane; BBSome. NCBI's taxonomy places the organism in Eukaryota, Metazoa, Arthropoda, Insecta, Hymenoptera, Formicidae. The record is from RefSeq and is a predicted model, not a curated record. Bases 109 to 2613 code for a protein of 834 amino acids.
CUGUUCCCCGCUGCCGAGCGAGGCGUCGCGAGGACGCCGACGACGAGGAGCCCGGCGAACGUCGAUGCGGGCCACGAAUUCGCGAACGAUUCGCGGGGAUCGCGGGAAAUGUCGCUGUUCAAGACGAAAGAGUGGUGGCGCACCAGGUGCGGAGUGAACGAGUCCUUCGACAGGCGCAGUCUGCUGAUCGCGCCGUUAUUCGGCGCCGACAGGAAGGACGUGAUCGUGGUCAGCAGCCACAGCGGCUACCUCAGGAUAUACUGGCCGUCGUCGCAAUGGCUGGACGAGAGCAAGGAACCGAGCGGCUUCAAGUCUUCGGAUCUCAUCAUCGAGACGCGGAUCGGCGAGUGCAUCGUCGACGUGAAGGCAGGAAAGUUCGUCUCGAGCUCGCAGGACACCCGACUCGCGAUACUGACACCCGCCAAGCUCGUCGUUUACAGUAUCGUUUUGAGCCAAGGAUCCGUCGACCACGGGGACCGCUGCGACCUGGAAGUCGCGUACGAGCAUCCGCUGCCGCGAUUUCCGGCGACCUUGACGACGGGCCCGUUCGGCGGCGUGCGGGGUCGGGACUUUCUCUGCGUCCAAUGCCUGGACGGCGCGCUCCUCUUCUACGAGCAGGAGACCCAUGCCUUCGACCUGCUUCUCGGGAAUCGGCUGCUGCCGGAGCCGAUCGUCUACGUUUCGCGGAACGACGUCUUCGUGACGCCGAGCUCGUCGUGGGUCCUCGAGUGCUACAGGUACAAAAGCAUGGCGGAAUUUGGCGGCAACAAGGAUCGCGCGGAGGGUUCGAAGCAUCUGGAGCCGGACUGGAGUUACAACAUCGGGGAAGCCGUUCUCGACAUCAACGCCGUUACCCUGAGCAGCUUCGAGGUCGGGAUCCUCGUGCUCGGCGAGAAAAAUCUCUACUGUCUCAAGGACAAUUGCGUCUCGCUCAAGUACACGAAAAGGCUCGAGUACAAGGCGCUCUGCUUUCAAGCUUACGUGAUAGAACCGGAUGGCAAGCUGAUGGUGCUCGUAAUCGCUGACACGAACACCCUGAUGAUUUACGAGGGUACGACUCUCAAGUGGUCGGCUCAGCUGCCUCUCGCUCCGGUCGCCGUAACUCGAGCGCAUUUUCAGCACUCGAACGGCAUGGUCGUCGUGCUGUCCGAGGAGGGCCAGCUGGAGGCUUGCUACUUGGGCUCCGAGCCGUCGUUAUUUAUCGCGCCUCCUCUUCAUCGACGCGGUUACGAUUACGUGGCCGCCGAAGAUGAGCUCACGGAGCUCCGCAAGCUGGCGAGGAGGAACAAGGCUUCCGGUGAUCAGCUGAGCGACAUCAACCUGGACGCCGAACUGAUCGUGACCGUGACCGUGUCGCCGGACGUGGAAGCCUACCCGCGCGCGAAGCACGACGACGCGAAGGACGAAUCGCCGGAGGGUGGGUACCUCGUGUGCAGGAUCGUCAUCGAAUUGUCGUCCUACACGACGCUGCGCGACGUUCAAGUGCACACCCGAGUGUCGAAGCCGUUCGUCGCCGAGAAGGACCGCCACGUCAUCCCCAAUCUUUGUAACCGGCAAACGUUGCACACGACGAUCCACGCGAGCGCGAGCCUGCCGGCGAUGUCGUCGGACGUGAGAAUCACGGCGAGCUACGAGACGGAUCGUGGGAGCCUGCGCGUACUUCAGAAGACGGCCCAACUGCCCCUGAAGAUGAUGCUGAGGGCCUGCCCACCCGAGAACACGUCCACCUUCACGGCAACCAUCAAGUGCAGCGAGCCCCUCGUCGCUUUCAGCCAGCUGUUUCCCGAGCUUACAGGGGACGUGCAACGGCAAACUUGGAACGCGCUCGGCCUGCAGCACGUGCAAACCGGCAGCGUGGUGACGAUCGUUCCCGGCGCAACUAGCAAUCGGUACCGAGUGCAGUCGAACGACGGGCUGUCGAUGGCCUUGGUGGUUCAGCAGCUGCUGAAUAGGCUCAAAGACAAGGCCAGUGGGAAGUUUACGAGCACUAUCGCGCACAAUCACGUACAGUUGGUCCAGUCGCAAAUGGAGGCGCACUUUCGCAGCCGGCAGGAAGCCAACGAAAUCGCGAGCGAGAUCGGGCUGCUGUCGACCCAGUUGAGAAACCUCGAGAGGAAGAUGCUGCGCGCCGUGCGGGAGAGGAACUCCCGGUCUCUGGCCGCGACCGGCCUGCCGUUCCUCUUGGAGUCGACCUAUCGCGCGAUCUUCGCGCUUCUGGACGAUCUCGCGAUCGCACGAGCGGAACGCGACCGCACCGGUCACGGCUUGCAGUGCGCCGUGAGGUUACUGCUCCUGCUGCUGCAGCUCAAUGUAAACGAGGAUAAGUACGCGAUGCUCGAAGCCGCGAUCGGAUUCGAGCCGCAGCUGCGCGACGAGCUCGACUGGGAGGAGAUGGCCGACGCCGGCCUGUGCGCCUUGCUCCGCUCCACGUCGCGAAAGUCCAGUCACCUGGACGCGAAACCCGCGACGUUGAGCAAGAUGACGUCUGUCAAGGAGUUCGCCAAGCUGAAGAAGCGCCUGGUGCACGCGGUCGAACGUCUCGACAGCUGUCGGGAAGCUGCCGAUCUAGCCGAAAACGAACAGUCCGAAGCUGAUGAACGCGCCACCUCUUGAACACACCUCCCCUCGCGCCGACAAACUUCUACUUGCCGCGAGCGUCCGCAAACUUGUGUGUCUCCGACUCGUCCAAAAGAACGAAAUAAAGGGCAAAAAUCGUACUUGA